AUGGAUCAAAAAAGUAUUCAAAUCGUAAAAGAUAACAUGAAAUCAAAACUUCCAAUGCAAAUAUUAGAAGAGGCGUUGACAUUUUGCAAAUUUGGGAAGUUUCAUAUAAGAUUGCUUGCAGCAACAAUAUGUUCCGCGUUUGCGUCUAUGUUUGUUGUUACGACUUCAUCUUAUAUUCUACCUGUAGCCGAAUGUGACUUAAACAUGAAUUUGAUGCAUAAGGGACUGUUAAAUGCUAUACCAUUUGUAGGUCAAAUAGGAGCAAGUUUAUUCACAGGAUUCUUAGUAGAUGCAUUUGGAAGAAAAUUGUUUCUCGUUGGAGGCAACUUGGGUAUUUUCGUAUGUACAAUAAUAGAGGGUUCGAGUCAAACAUAUUGGAUGCUGAUGUUUAUUAAAGUCAUCCAAGGUAUAUCAUUAAGUUUGAGUUUCAGCGCGAUGGCGACGAAUAUAUCAGAAUUUUGUCCUAUAGCAAUUCGAGAUAGAGUGUUACUGGUGAAUUCAAGUUUCGUAUCAUUGGCGAUAGUUAUUGCAGCAGCAAUGUCUUGGAUGAUACUGCCUUUUAAAUUAGAUGUUGUUAUAUGGCCAGGAUAUUUCGAAUUACAUGCAUGGAACUUUUACUUAUAUAUGUGUUCAAUAUGGAGUUUCGGAGCUUUUAUUAUGUACUAUAACUUACCUGAAAGCCCAAAAUAUUUACUGUCGCAUGGCAGAGAGACGGAAGCUUUAGAGGUUUUGAAAACUAUAUUUAGUGAGAAUACAGGAAAUAGUGGAGAUGCUUUUCCUAUACAUUCAUUUAGUACUUCUGGAACACUUAAGCCCACAAUAGAGCUAAGUUUCAAAAAGCAACUAGUCAAUGCUUUGUUUGAAGUGAAGGAACUAUUUCGUCCGCCCUUAGUAUUUAGACUGUUAUUUUUUUCCUUUAUAACUUUUUCUUCAUUAAUUUCGUUUACAUCACUACGUCUGUGGUUCCCACAACUAUCAACAAUGAUUGAAAAUUACGAUAAAAACCAUGGAGGCUCAGCUCGGUUUUGUGUCAUGAUAACCGAUUACAUGGAUAGUUUAAAUGUUUCACAAGUUAACGUGUCUGAUGUAAUGGAAGCUGCAGUGUGUGUUCCGAAAUUGAGUGGAUCACAAACGUAUAUAAAUGGAAUUAUUUUAGGAUUCAUAUCAAUGGUGUUUGUUGGAAUCAGUGCACUUUUAGUAGACUAUCUCGGACAGAAGAUUUUAUUGUUCAUAAUCUUAUUAAUGAGCACUGUUUGUUCGACGUCUUUGUAUUGGACGAAUGCGUCGUUGCAAAUAGCAAUGCUAAUGUCUGCGACAUGUGGACUAUUACAAACAACUGUAAUGCUACAACAAAACGUGUUUGUCCGAGUUUUUCCUACAACAUUAAGAGCUCUCGCUAUGUCAAUAAUAAUUAUGUUUGGACGCAUUGGAUCACUAACCGGAAAUAUAAUAUUUCCAUUGUUAUUAGAAACAGGAUGUAUGGCGCCUUUUGUAUUGACUUCCGGUAUAUCAUUAUGCGUUGCCAUUCUUGUCUUCUUUUUACCAAAUGUUAACAAGGAAAACAAAGAAACUGGAGACAAA
Molecule: messenger RNA, 1581 nt
Organism: Brenthis ino (lesser marbled fritillary)
Lineage: Eukaryota; Metazoa; Arthropoda; Insecta; Lepidoptera; Nymphalidae
Source: the annotation of a GenBank genome assembly